CUCCCACACCCGCGGCGCCCGCGUUCUCGCCAGCAGUGCUGGCGGCCGAUCGGCAAGCGGCACCCGCGUCUGCUGCGGCGCUGGGUCCGAGCGCGCGGCGCGGGGUAGCUGCUGCUGCGGGAGUCCGGGCUCGGGCGGGGACCCGGGGACCCGGCAUGGCUCUCCGGAGAGGCGGCGGGGCGCUGGGGCUACUGCUGCUGAGCGCCGCGUGCCUCAUCCCGCCGAGCGCGCAGGUGAGGCGGUUGGCGCGCUGCCCCGCCACUUGCAGCUGUACCAAGGAGUCCAUCAUCUGCGUGGGCUCCUCUUGGGUGCCUAGGAUCGUGCCUGGCGACAUCAGCUCCCUGAGCCUAGUAAAUGGAACAUUUCUGGAAAUCAAGGACCGAAUGUUUUCCCAUCUGCCUUCCCUGCAGCUGCUAUUGCUGAAUUCUAACUCAUUCACGGUGAUCCGGGAUGAUGCCUUUGCUGGCCUCUUUCAUCUUGAAUACCUGUUCAUUGAAGGGAACAAAAUAGAAACCAUUUCAAGAAAUGCCUUCCGGGGGCUCCGUGACCUGACUCACCUUUCUUUGGCCAACAACCACAUUAAAGCACUUCCAAGGGACGUGUUCAGCGAUCUGGAUUCCCUGAUUGAACUAGACUUAAGGGGUAAUAAAUUUGAAUGUGACUGCAAAGCCAAAUGGCUGUAUCUAUGGCUGAAGAUGACAAAUUCCACCGUGUCUGAUGUGCUGUGUAUCGGUCCACCAGAAUACCAGGAGAAGAAACUCAACGACGUGACCAGCUUUGACUAUGAGUGCACCACCACAGAUUUUGUGGUCCAUCAGACCCUGCCGUACCAGUCGGUGUCAGUAGACACGUUCAACUCCAAGAACGACGUGUACGUGGCCAUCGCGCAGCCCAGCAUGGAGAACUGCAUGGUGUUGGAGUGGGACCACAUAGAAAUGAAUUUCCGCAGUUAUGACAAUAUCACAGGCCAGUCCAUCGUGGGCUGCAAGGCCAUCCUCAUCGACGACCAGGUCUUUGUGGUGGUGGCCCAACUCUUCGGAGGCUCUCACAUUUACAAAUACGACGAGAGCUGGACAAAGUUUGUCAAAUUCCAAGACAUAGAGGUGUCUCGAAUUUCCAAGCCCAAUGACAUCGAACUGUUUGAGAUCGACGACGAGACAUUCUUCAUCAUCGCCGACAGCUCGAAGGCGGGGCUGUCCACAGUUUACAAGUGGAACAGCAAAGGCUUUUAUUCCUACCAGUCGCUCCACGAGUGGUUCAGGGACACGGAUGCAGAGUUUGUUGACAUCGACGGGAAGUCGCACCUCAUCCUGUCUAGCCGCUCCCAGGUCCCCAUCAUCUUGCAGUGGAAUAAAAGUUCCAAGAAGUUUGUCCCCCACGGUGACAUCCCCAACAUGGAGGACGUGCUGGCUGUGAAGAGCUUCCGAAUGCAGAACGCCCUCUACCUUUCCCUCACCCGGUUCAUCGGGGACUCGCGGGUCAUGCGGUGGAACAGUAAGCAGUUUGUGGAGGUCCAGGCUCUUCCGUCCCGGGGGGCCAUGACCCUGCAGCCCUUCUCCUUCAAAGAUAACCACUACCUGGCCCUAGGGAGUGACUACACAUUCUCACAGAUAUACCAGUGGGAUAAAGAGAAGCAGCAGUUUAAAAAGUUUAAAGAAAUCUAUGUGCAGGCUCCCCGGUCCUUCACAGCCGUCUCUACUGACAGGAGAGAUUUCUUUUUUGCGUCCAGUUUCAAAGGGAAGACAAAGAUUUUUGAACAUAUCAUUGUUGAUUUAAGUUUGUGAAGGUGUGAUUGGAAGAAUUUCAAAGAUGUGUAGUGUUCAAAGAUGUGUAGUGUUAGCUCUCACAAGAGAGACAGGACCAAGAAGAAAUAAUAAUACAUAAUAAAAAAAAUCAUAAAAUAAGCCAGGCUCAGAGCUCUGAAAUUAAAAUUCAUAAUGCACUGGGAAAAUAGUUAGAUAUUUUCAAACUUUUAAGAUUCACAUUUUAACCAGGGAUUGCAUUUUUCUUUUGGCUGAUUGCAUGACAGGCCUGUGCUGCUGUUGACAAGUGACAUCUUAAAGCCUGUAAUUUCUGAGAAAGGAGUGCAGCAUCUUUACCAUCUAGAAGGCAAUGUGCUUCUACUUUAUUUUCAAUAAGAAAGGAUAAAACGGACAAGAUGAGCUAGCCCCUUUAGUGAAAUUAAGAAAGACAAGAAGCCCCCACCUGGCCAACCCCACCAACCUUUUCCAUCCUAUCUUAGCAGUCUUUCGGCUAAGAACUGGCAAAGCCACAGUAAGUUGAAAAGCUUUGCUGAUCAUUUGUUUGAAAAUCUUAGAAUGCUCCACAGUGCUAUUUUGAGCCAUCUUAGUUUCCUGAAAGUCACACCAGGUCAGUCUUCCAGAAUCUUCCUUGGAGCAGAACCUUGAUUUUUGCCCUCAUCUGAGUCGGCUCCCUCACGAGCUUACAGCUUCAUGUUUGAUAUCAUUUUCUCUGCCACAGAGGAAAUAUUCUGGUGACACAUGUCUAGGCCAGCAUGGGAUGUGGCCAAGAUAAAGGGGGCUUCCCUGUGUUUGGUUGCGCGCUCGAGUGUGUGUGUGUGUGUGUGUGUGUGUGUGUUAAAGGUGACCCUCCAGGUGGCUGGAGCAAUCGUGCGUUUGAUGUUCUCUGUUGCUCACUCAAAUCUCUGAACCUAUCCUUUCAGUUUGUGGGUAGCUGGCAGACAGGCCAAAGGCUGAAUGGUGCUUUUCAUCUGUCCCUUAGAGGGAUGGAACAGGUGUUUCCAUCUCCUGCACAUCGGGUAGGGUUUUUGAAGUGAGAUUUUACAGGGUCAGAGGGCACUUUACUCAGAUCUCCGUGUACUUUGCGACCCAGAGGGGGUCCUUUGAUUGUUACACGUCUUUGCCCUCUGGACAACUUAAUAUUUCAAGUAAUUGAUUGAAUAGCAACCUGCCUACCUGCCCACCUGCCUCCCUUCCUCCUGGAACAGUCCUUUGUUAAGUCGUAGGUAUCACAGUGGCUGGCUCGCGCGGCCCUGCUGAAGUUUCUGAGCAUACAAAAGUCAAACCCGCAGCGAGGAUGCUUUAGACAGGGGCGCACCUUCCUCUUCCAGCACACUAGCAAUAGGGAGCAUGGCCACGCUAGUGGUGGGGGAUCCCAUAGAGCUUCAGGCGGGACCAGCUAGAGCCAGAUGGGCUUAAUCUCCUAGGCCAGGUCUGUGUGUGGGACCAGGUGGCUUAUUUCAAAAUAGGCCUCCAGUAGGGACAGCAGGGAAGCUCUUGGGGUCUGAUUUUAUAGAUAGUUGCAGAGUGGAUAUUCUGUCUAAGCAGCUGCUUUAGGGAAGUGUUAUGCAGAGUAACCCUGUCCCGCUGCAGUAUAAUGUAGUUUUGAUGGUCAUCCUCACGCUGUAGAUAGGUAGAGGGUAUGCCACAAAUGUGAAUGUCUGUUGUCUCCUGGCUGUAAGCAUCAGGGGAUGAUCAGUGUGCCACACUGCAGAGCUAUACAUUGAUGAUAAUCGGCACCCCUGGCUGGUGCUGCCAGCAUAGGGGAUCAAGGACUGGAAUAAACUCUGGCUCUAUAGUGCGAUUGCUUAGACCGCUGGUGCUAAAUGCCAAGCAAAUAGAAAGAAUGGUCUUGUUUAAUUUUCUAAGCAUAAAUUGUGCUUUUUUUUUUUUUUUUGCCUUCUUGGUUCAUUUGGAUUGACCAUGAGUUCCCAGCUCUCUGUAUUGGAGGCUGAAAGUGUGAUGUUUCUGCUGUUCCUUCCCAUGAAGAACUGGAGAGCCAUGCUCCUCUGUCCCCAAGACAGGCUGGUAGCACUGACGUCAGGUAGAAAUAACUCUUUGGCUUCCCACCACUUGUAGAGGAACCCACAGAGGUAUCUCUCAGAGUGUCACCUCUACAGAGCCGUGUGUCCGCUGCUCUGUGCUCUCUCACAGAGCGAAGCCAGGGAAGCCAGGGACUCGCCGUUGUCAUCACGUUCAGAAAGCCAAGAUACGUGGGGUUUGACUUGGGGGUAGGGCAGGCUGUCAGACCCAGAUGAAGCAUUUGAGGAGCGGAAAAAGACCCCCAGUAGGUGGUGUGGCUGGGGUAUGAGAGGACUGGCAUUUGGCUCUGCUGCAAUCAAGUUUUCUUUUUAAGACAAGGUUUUAUAAGACUGGAGCCUGUAGCCUUCUGAGUUCUGUGCUAUGGGAGGAGAUAUUUGUUCUGGCCAACUUAGCGAAGGAACAUAGAUGUUCUUGGCAUAAGGUGGGAAGUUUUGCUUCAUUAAUCUUACUGCUCUCUCCCAAGAAUCCCUGAAGUUUUAAGCAAUUUCUGCAAAAUGCUUUCUUCCAGUAAAAUAACAAAACCCACCCACGCAGCCAUAACCAGAGCCCAAAGCAGAGAAAUGCAUAGGACUGUCUAGCUGAGGGGGACUGGUCCCUCCUUCCCCCUCCUUCCUGCUUUCCCCCUCCCCCUUCCUCCUCUCCCUCUCUCCCUCUCUUCCUUCCUCCUCAUUUCUUCUUUCUUUCCUUCCCAACACCCAUCCACUGACAGCUGCUGUUUGUCCUUGGUCCAUCCCUGCAGCUGGGUUCCUAAGAUGACCCUUCCUGUCUUCAGCCAUGUGGCUUUAAAGCCAUAGCCUGGAAGCAAGGGUUAGUCCUCAGACUCUGUAGGAUCGGUAGUAGAUUUCUAUAAAGACUAAAAAUAAACCAUAGGACUGACAAGCACUCAGUUCUUGGGCCGUGGAUAAGAUCAGUGCGCAUCCCAGAAGAUUCCUGUCAUUCCCGCUGCCUGUGCAUCUGUGUUCUGCUCCUGUGUCACAUGUAGCUCUUUGGUUUACAGAGGGCAGAUGUUACUCUAAUUUCAGAGAGAAGGGAAUAGACAGAGAAGCGAAGUGGAUGGCCUGCCUGAGAUUAUCCAGUUUUAAGCAGCACCGCUAGACCGUUGCCGUGGACAGCAGGUGCUGCAUUCUCUCCCUCUAAUGCUCUGCUGUGCCCACCCAAAGACAGACUCUGUUACCAUGACAGUGAAGAUGCCAGCAGCUCUUGUAGAUGAAGUCAAAGUACAAGCAGAAUGAAGAGCUGCAGGGGUGAUGGUGGGGAGUCCUGCCUGACACACACGCCGUUCAGUUGUCAACACCAUCAAACAGUUAGCAAGCACCUCAGAGCUCUGGGACUUGCCUAACCGGGCUUGAGAAAGCCUUCCAGAAGUGGUGGAUGGCUUCAGUUGUCUAGAAAGGAUUUCUAGCAGGCAUGGCUGUAUCUCCUCACACAUAGCCAUGGAGGGAAUGCUGAGGCUGGACACAUCUGGUUCUUAUCACGGUGUCUAUCAGAUAUGCUGAGUUCUAGGAGAGAGAAAUUAAAACCCCAACUCAGGAGCUGCCAUGAUGAAUUGCUCUGGGCCAGUGCUGUGGUGUUCUUGUGGAAUGAGGCUGCACGUUUUUGUGGGGGGAAAGAAACCAAUGUGAGAUUCAGCAAGUUGAUUGCUGGGGGUGCUCAUGGUGGAAAGUUCUCUGGCUAAGGGAGCUCCGUGCAAGCCAGAUGAAGGUCUGCGGGAGGGGCUCUGGUUUGCGUGCCCCCUUAAAGAAAACCUCUAGUCAGCUUCCUGGUUCUUCUGCAGAAGAAUCACUCCUUGGGUGGUUUAACUCCUCGUGCGAUUGAAUAACUCUGGAAGGAAGUUAUUUCCUUAGGCAACGCCAAGGGGUUUCAUUCCACGGCAUGCUAGAGCGGAGUCAGCAAUCUAGCAGCGGGUGCAAAGAACAAGGUAGUUUAGAUCUGGGGCACGGUGGGAAAAGUGGGGAGAAAUGCGCGGCAGACAGACGGGUUAGGGAGUGAACACGUUGGGGGCAGGAGGAAGAAGCUUGAAAGAGUGAUCAUGAUUUCUGUUGCCUUAGCAGAGGGUAGGAUGGCCAGGCCAAUCAGCAGCAUGCCAGUCUCUGAACAGCAUUCACUGUAAUGCUGGUUCAAAUAUCAGUGACAUCACUGGGCCACUGGGCUCUCAGCUGGCACUCUGUUCUUUACCCUGUCUCAUUGCUUGUGCCAGAAGCCACCUCGUUCUAGUGGGAAACUAUGCAUUCCCUAUCCAACCCCCUGACUAUCAGGAAUGUAUGAGAACUGUGACCAAAUAGGCCAAUAUGCCAUUUGGUACUGUUUUUAUGUCUUUUAAAUGCACAACUUAGGUGAAAUAAUCCUUUAUACAUGUAUGGAAGUCAGUUUUACAGUAGGCGGACAAUGCCCGGAUGUGUUUUAAAGCUGUAUCUACUUAGCUCUUUUUGGAAAUUAGAUUGGACACAUGAUAUGCCUCUUAAUUCUAUAUAUUCUGUA
This is a messenger RNA of Apodemus sylvaticus (European woodmouse), 6281 nucleotides long. RefSeq names its product leucine rich repeat LGI family member 2 (gene Lgi2). Gene Ontology annotation, biological process: inhibitory synapse assembly. Gene Ontology annotation, molecular function: protein binding. Lineage: Eukaryota; Metazoa; Chordata; Mammalia; Rodentia; Muridae. Bases 156 to 1784 code for a protein of 542 amino acids. The transcript is spliced from 8 exons. The record is from RefSeq and is a predicted model, not a curated record.